ACAAAAUCUUUACACAAAUCUAGUCUUGUAGGAUCUCUAGUCUAGAUUAGUAGAUAUAAUCAUAUUUUAUUUGCUACCCAAAUCACAUCUAGAAUUCUAUAUUUGCCUAGAUCUAUUGACGGAGAAUCUGUUUCAUUUGAAUAUUUGUCAUAAGAGCUGGCCCAGAACAUUAGAGGGAAAGGACCUGUUUUUGCUUUAAAAGGCAACAAAUACAGCAUCUUAUCUUAUAAAAUACAGACCUUACUUCAAAAAAAAGAAGAUGAUUAAGUUCUAGGCAUGUUCCUAGGUCAAAUUCACUCAAUUCUAUUUUGACCUUUAACUAAUAGGAAAUGUUUUGUGUUGAUAAUUUUACAGCUUAAUGGUGAUGGCUGAUGAUAAAAUUAGCGGAGUAGAGGCAUCAGCAAUAGAUAUUUUGAAACGUGCGGUAGAAUUGGAUAAAAAUAGAAGAUUUGAAGAAUCCCUAACAUGUUACCAAGAAGGUGUGGGACUCUUGAUGCAAGUGCACAAAGCCAUAACAGAUGCUGCAAAGAAACUAAGAUAUAGAGAAAAGCUUCAGGAAUAUUUAGUCAGAGCUGAAGAUUUAAAAGCAUUUUUGAAGGAAGAGAAAGAAGCUUCUAAAAAGGUUGAGCGUAUACAGAUAGAGGCGGACUCCACAGGGCAUUCCUAUGAGACAUUAUUUGGCCAUUAUUUCAACAAAUAUGUGACAGAAGUGGAGGUUGAUGACCCAUAUAUACGAAAAGAUCAUCAGAUUGACAACUUUAUCAGGUUGUGUGAACUCAUUGUUGGCAAAAAGAUUCCAGUGAAGACUGUCACUCUCACAACAAGUAAGGACCCAAACCCUAACAAUUCCCUGACACAACAUGAUAAGCUUCUUAUUGUUGGACGUUCACUUUUCUCUCAUGGCAUAGAGCUAAAGAUAAAGUAUUCUGAUACUCUACAUGACAGAGAAAUAAGGUUGAACACAGGCUGGGUCAUCAAAAUAGGUAGAGGUCUGGAUUAUUUCAAAGGCUGUGAUCGUUUUAACAUUGGAUUCUGUGACCUGAAUUUGAGAAAGUGUCAUGAAACAACAGUAGAUAUUUUCCACCAGGGAUCAGUUAGGGCCACAACAAGUACAAGCUAGCACCAGAAUCUCUUGUUGAAGAAUAUUGUUGUUCCACAUUCGUAGUUGCUGAUCGGCACUAUAUGCGACCCGAUGCAAGUAUUUGUGAAAAGUUGUAUGAAUGCAAUCUGCGUUUCAUAAAAACUGGGACAUCACUUACAAUUUUUUCACAGGGUUGAGUCCAUGUUGAAAUAUUUUAUUAUUAGAAGGGUUUUAUUUUUCUCAACCUCUAACACAGUUCUCUCAAUGACACAUCAAAUCUGGAUCAUGUGAUUGUGUCACCACAAGUUCUGCGAUUUUAAAUCUUGUUCAGAGACUUUUUUUCUUACAAUAAUUAUAUUAAAAAAUAUGUUUAUCCAUGGUCAUUCCAGUAUAAGAAAGUAUAGCAUUUCAAACCCUAAUACACUUCGGAGGUUGUAUCUUAUUGUUGAAUCUCCACCUUGCAGCCAUUUAUAUACCAGCUAAACAAAAAGUCUUUUGCUCUAACAGUUGGAAAUUGUUGAAUCUGUUACACUGUCAUCCUGAAGGCAGUAGAUAGAUUAAGAUAUUAAUUAAUCGUUUUUCUUUCAUUUUGGUAGGGUCAAAUAUCUACAUAAGAGAGAAUGUAUGCAGUGGCAUGGCCAUGGCACAAAGUGGUUUAUAAAUUUAUUGUGUCUAGGCCCAUGACCAAGUGGGGCCCAAAUAUAAUUAUAAAUUACUUUUAAGUUCAUGUACAAGAACUGAUUGUUAUGACACUUUUCCUUAUCAUUAUUUGAAAUUGAGUGUAAAGACACUAUUGCUUGCAAAAGGUGGUUUAUUCAUCAGAAUACCUGUUAGUAAACGAACUGAUACCUACAGGAUGACUACUUGUUUUUAUGACACACAACUUUUAUUAUGGUCACCAUCGUAUUCUUGAAGCCUGGGCCCAUUGGUGCUAUGCCACUGCAUUAUGUCAAUUUCUCAAUAAUUAUAAGACUCAUUUCAGUGUACAGUAGUUCAUUCAUACUUUAUAGUCUCAAUUAUGAGCACUCAAAUGUUUCUCAAGUUUUUAAAAUGUUAAUUUGAAUUUAUUUUUUUUGCUACAUAUAGGACUGAUUGGUAGCCUAUGCUUUCAUUUUGUAUGAUUAUAUUACUGUUGUUAUUUUGUAAAAGUAUUUCAACAUUUCAAAGAAUAUUAAAUCAAAAUCAAAUACUGUCUGCUGUAGAAUGCAUUUAUUCAGCAACAGAAUGAAUCAAAAACUACAUUUUUAUGCCCCUAAGCUACUUAGUCUAAAGAAUAUUGUUAUUAAAAUUAAAUUGGUUCAAGAGUUAAGAACUCUAUUUUUUAGCUCAGAAUAUUUGAUAUCAGAACAUAAGUCUAGGUUAAUGAUAAAAGAAAAAAAUAUUUCUUCUUUCAUUUUAAAUUCCACCUGAUUAAUAUUUUAAUUAUGCAUAUUAUAUUAUCAUAGUAUCACUAAAGUGUGUAAUUUAUUUAAUAUAGUAGUAUUUUCAAAGACCAAUGUGGAUAUUUAUACUAUGAAAUAUAUCUACUUAUUAUAUGACUUGUUAACACUAUCCUAUGCAAUGCAAUGUUUUAUAAUUUUCAAGAAUAUAAGGUAAUUUUUGUGUGUGCAAUUUAUGGUUAAAUUUAUAUUAUGUUAUAUAUUCACAUCUUAGCAAUCAAAUUUUUUUUAAGAUUAAAAAAAAAAAAAAAAAAAAAGAAACAUUGUUCAUAAAAAAAUUAAUUAUGGAGUAGCUGUGAUGUAGCUAAUUUAAGCUUGAAUUAUCUCUUUCAACUCAAUUUUGUUUUACUAAUGUUUUAAAAUGUUGAUUUUAUUUCUUUGGCCAUCAAUAAUAAAUUCAAACUCCAUGUAUAUACAUUUUUUAGAACUAAAGCUUAAUGACACCAUCAAGGAAAAAAAAAUAAUUGCAGAACUGAAACUUGUCAAGAAUUUGUUUGAACUAAACUUUUCAUUAUAUUUUUUUUUUAAAUACAAGGUGAUCAACACCAAAAUAAGGAGAAAAAAAAAAAAGAGAAUUUA
Messenger RNA from Biomphalaria glabrata, 3099 nucleotides. Its product is annotated as MIT domain-containing protein 1-like. The coding region runs from base 359 to 1120 and encodes 253 amino acids. Lineage: Eukaryota; Metazoa; Mollusca; Gastropoda; Planorbidae. The transcript has 9 exons. The record is from RefSeq and is a predicted model, not a curated record.